UGCGAUCAUCCUCGCGCGACAAAGAUGACCGUCGACGCCGCCCCUGCCGCGAAGAAGGCCAAGAAGGCGAAGGACAAGGACAAGGCCGUGGCGGAUAUGCAGCCCGUCGAGGUUAGCGCUGACGAGGGCAAGAGCAAGAAGCGGCGCGCGGAGGAGGGCGACGACAGCGAGCGAAAAAAGAAGAAGAAGCGGAAAGAUAAGGAGGAAAAGGAGGAGCAAGCGGAUGUGCCGAUGGAGGUGGACGGGACGAACGAUGCUGAAUCUGAGGCUGAGUGGAAGAGACGGAAAAAGGAGAAGAAGGAGAGGAAACGCAAGGAAAAGGAAGAGAAGGAGGCGAACAAAGAAGAAACUCUAGAGCCCGCCCUUCCUACAGUAAAACUGGACGCUGACUCAGGCAAGAAAGAGAAGAAGAAAAAGGACAAGAAGCACAAAACUGUCGCCAACCAACCCGAAAAAGCCCAAGCCUCGUCUUCCACCUCUGCAGCACCACCACCUACUUCCGAGGCCGCCGCCGCCUUUCUCAAAAAGCACUCGAUAACUAUAACCACGCCCCCAGUCCACACGGCUCUCCCGCCGGUUACUGCAUUCCCACAACUGGCCAUCCCCGAUGCGCUUCGAACAUCAUUUGAAGGCUUUAAGGAGCCGACGCCGAUCCAGGCGUGCGCGUGGCCUCACGCGCUGCUAGGGAGGGAUGUGGUGGGGAUUGCUGAGACGGGGAGCGGCAAAACACUUGCAUUCGGCAUCCCUGCGCUUGCCCGUCUUCUCUCCUCCCCUCCCCCACCCAAAACCGGGGGCACGAGUACAGUUAGCGUGCUCGUCGUUGCCCCCACCCGCGAGCUUGCCUUGCAAACACAAGAAACACUCGCUGCUCUCGGAGCCCCGCUCGGCAUUGGGAGCGUCGCUGUCUUUGGCGGGGUGCCCAAGGAGGGCCAGAUAAAACAGCUUCGAAACCUGCAUAAAGCAGCGACGACAACUCGAGUUAUUGUCGGCACGCCGGGCCGCAUACUGGACUUGGUGCAGGAGGGCGUGUGCGAUUUGAGCGGAGUAAAUUAUCUGGUUCUGGACGAGGCGGACCGGAUGCUUGACAAGGGCUUCGAGAACGACAUUCGGAAUAUCAUUGAGAGGACGCGGCAGGGGAGCGAGCGGCAGACCAUGAUGUUCAGUGCAACAUGGCCCGAUGCUGUCCGCCGGCUCGCGGCGUCGUUCCAGCGCGACCCCGUGCGAGUCACGGUUGGCAGCGACGAUCUUACUGCGAAUAGUCGUGUGGCGCAGUCGGUCGAGGUGUUUGAUGACGCGCGGUCGAAGGAUUCCCGUCUACUAAACCACCUCCGCCAACUUGGCCACAAAAAAGGCGCGGGACGAACUGAUGCGCGUGUGCUCGUGUUCGCGCUGUACAAAAAGGAAGCCUCACGGGUAGAAAAUCGGCUCAGACAAGAAGGCUACAGCGUCGGCGCGCUGCACGGGGACAUGUCGCAAACUGCGCGACUGGACGCAUUAGAAAAAUUCAAGACUGGGACCACGGGCCUGCUUGUCGCGACCGAUGUUGCUGCGCGGGGGCUGGAUAUACCCGAUGUUGCGGCGGUGAUCAACUACACGUUCCCGCUGACGAUCGAGGACUACAUCCACCGGAUCGGGCGGACGGGCCGCGGGGGCAAAACGGGCAAGUCGAUCACGUUCUUCACGGGGGAGAACCAUGAGCGGGCGCUGGCGGGGGAGCUCGCGCGGGUGCUGAGGGAGAGCGGGUUCGAGUGCGAGGGCCUGAAGAAGUUCCCGAUGACGAUCAAGAAGAAGGAGCACAGCGCGUAUGGCGCGUUUUUCAGGGACGAUAUACCGAUGCCGGCCGCACCAACGAAGAUCGUGUUCGAUUAA
Mycena indigotica is the source of this 1869-nucleotide messenger RNA. RefSeq lists its product as uncharacterized. Gene Ontology annotation, cellular component: nucleolus. The record is from RefSeq and is a predicted model, not a curated record. The coding region runs from base 25 to 1869 and encodes 614 amino acids. NCBI's taxonomy places the organism in Eukaryota, Fungi, Basidiomycota, Agaricomycetes, Agaricales, Mycenaceae. The transcript is spliced from 7 exons. Gene Ontology annotation, biological process: rRNA processing. Gene Ontology annotation, molecular function: ATP binding; RNA helicase activity; RNA binding.